CAGUGAAAUCCCAUGUACAUUGAUUUGCAUUCAUUUACAUUACUGUACAACGAUGUACAUGACUGUGCAUGGCCUUAUCCGUACCUGAUGACACCUUUGCCUAUGCCGAUAAAGCAUCGCCUCCGUGCCUUUUACCAUCAUACCAAAUCACCGCCCGUGAAAUGCCAUGCAAAAACCUUCCCAAAUGACUUUCGUGUACAUUUGUGUACUUCAAUGUACUUCCAUGUACACUUGUCACGUUCUAUCACGCUCUCUCGAUCAGUAGGUCCAGAAGCCUGUGUCUACCGCACUUUCAGGUCCCCUCUCCUGUAUCCCCUGUUUCAGCCAUUUGUCCCCAUUCGCUACCCUCCCGCACGAAAUCUCUUAAAUCAGUUGUUUCCACUCCCCCUGGCUGACAAUGCACCAUGUUGGAUAGUAGCCGCUCUCAAGAACAGACUUUGGAGGACCAAGCCAAUGAAGGCGCUGCAGCAGUCGACUUUGAACAGGACAGACAGCCACCACGGAUGAACGUGGUGACCAUUGUGGGACAAAGAAGCCCCAAUCAUGGUGCCGGCGGCGACCUCUCGAUGCAGUGGGCGAUCUCGUUCUGUGACAUGCUUUGCGUCAGGGCAUCGCAAAAUGCCGCCCGUGUUAGGAGUCGUCGGCUAGUUUCGAACGUGGUGGUGGAGAGAGCAUGGGCUGCCAUAGGGGAAUUGGUUAGAAGUCAUCCCAACCCCAACGCGGCGGUACAGCAGUCCGCUUGGAGGGUUGAUCCCUAUUCGCGCAUGAUCUUGAACGCCCGAACCACGUCGACCCCAGCAACAGUACGAGGCGAUUGGGGGGAGCAGGUGGGAAAGCAGGAUACAAGCGAAGGCAUACACAAUUCGAUCAGGCGCACAAAAGCGCAUCUGAAUAGUGGCGAACAUCGCCAUGAGACGUUACAUGCCGCAACUGGCCAUAGCUAAUAGUAGACUGUAGUAGAAAGUAGCCACGCAUCAUGCC
Molecule: messenger RNA, 981 nt
Organism: Desarmillaria tabescens
Lineage: Eukaryota; Fungi; Basidiomycota; Agaricomycetes; Agaricales; Physalacriaceae
Exons: 2
Coding region: 405-944 (179 amino acids)
Source: RefSeq, a predicted model, not a curated record